UCUCCGCCUUCUUUGUCAUAUGUUACACAACCGUUUGUAUUUUAGAAUACUUGUGCUUUGUGUUUGAAGGACUUCUUUCUUCCUUCUAAGCACAUAUUCUUUCCUCGUUAUCAUGAACCUGAAAGCUGUGCUUAUUGUUUUGGCUGUGGCACUGGUAACUAUCUUGGCACUGGUUUCUGUUUUACUGUCGGGAGCAGGAAAGUCUACAGAAAGCUGUUCUUCUAAACCGCAGCAUGGAAAUCUUAAAUCCAAUGUGGCACAACAGAAAAGUGACAAAGCCUCAGUAUUUUCCGACCUGACACCAGAAGAGUUCUCUGCAACUGUUGACUACCUGAAAAAAAAUCUAGGCAAGAACUUCAUCAAUGCAGCUGAUGCAAAACCUACAGAAAAUUGUAUUUACUAUGUUGAUAUUAAAUACCCCCCAAAACAACAGGUACUAAAUUACUUAGAUCGAGGGGGAGAAAAUCCUAAACGGGAAGCUCUUGCUGUUGUUUUCUUUGGAGAUCAAGAGGAACCUAACAUUACAGAAUAUGUGGUAGGUCCCCUUCCCAAUCCAUCGUACUACCAUGACAUCACAUUGGAAAAAUACAAAGAAAAACUUCCUUAUUACCGCCGUCCUAUGAUUGGUAAAGAGUAUGUUGAUGCUUAUGAUUUAGUGUAUCAAAAUGAAUUUUCUAUGGCACCAACUUUUUUAAAAGCCCUUGGGUAUGAUGGAUCCAAUUUUGCUGCUCUUACCACAGUUCCAAGAGGUUUCAAAUCUGGAGAUAGAAGCACCUGGUUUGUUUUAUUUCUUAAAGUGGAAGAAAGCUGUUUUGCUGUCCAACCAGUUGGACUGGAGAUACUUCUGGACCACAAAAGUAUGGAUAUCUCAAAGUGGAAAGUAACAAAAGUCUUCUACAAUGGUGCUUACUUCUUGAAUAUGGCUGAUCUGGAGAAACAAUUCAAUGCAGGGAAAGUUGAAGUAAUAGAAAUUAAAAACGUUAAAACAGAAAAUGAUAUUGGCUCUAUGAUCCCAAAGGUCCCUACUCAACCUGGAGCACCCUUGCAAUUCAACCCAGCUGGUCAUCGGUACACAGUCCAUAAGAACCAAGUUACUUUCCAAUCAUGGAGCUUUACAUAUGGCAUGAAUGUAAACUCUGGUUUGCGCCUUUUUGAUAUCCGAUUUAACAAUGAACGGAUUGCAUAUGAAAUUAGUACUCAAGAAGCAAUUGCAAUUUAUGGCUCUAAUGCACCAGGGGGGAUGAUCACCAGAUACCUGGAUGGCAGCUUUGGAAUUGGAAGAUUCUCAUUCGAAUUAGUAAGGGGUGUUGAUUGUCCUUAUCUUGCCACUUAUAUUGAUGCUCAUUAUCUAAUGGAAUCUGAAACCCCUGACACAAAUAAGAAUGCCAUAUGCAUUUUUGAACAAAACUUGGGUGUACCCCUUAGACGACACUAUUCCAAUAUGCACUCCAUGUAUUAUGGAGGACUCCCCAGCACUGUUUUGAUUGUCCGAGCCGUUUCAACUCUCAUUAAUUAUGAUUAUGUUUGGGAUUUCAUCUUCUAUCAAAAUGGAGUCAUUGAAGCAAAAAUGCAUGCUACAGGAUAUAUCAGCUCUUCUUUCUACUUUGCGGAUGGAAAGGAGUAUGGCUCAAGAGUUGGAGAACAUACAUUGGGAACACUUCACACACAUUUUAUCAAUUACAAAGUGGAUUUAGAUGUUGGAGGAGUUGAAAACUCAGUUAUGACUCAAGAUAUGCAGUUUAAUCCUGUGAAUAUACCAUGGCAACCAGAGGUCAAGAUACAGCGUCCAAAGGUGGUACGAAGCAUACUAGAGACAGAGAACCAAGCAGCAUUUGAACUGCACGCCAAGGCACCACGUUAUAUCCACUUCUCAAGCAACACAACUAACAAAUGGGGUCAUCCUCGUUCCUACAGGGUCCAGAUUUUCAGCUUUGCUGGUGACUUCUUGCCAGAAGAAAGUCCAGUUGAGAAAGCAAUGGGAUGGGCACGGUACAAGUUGGCAGUGACCAAACGUAAGGAUGAAGAGGCUGAAAGUAGUUCCAUUUACAAUCAAAAUGAUCCUUGGAGUCCUAGUGUGAAGUUCUCUGAUUUUAUAAAUAAUGAGGCUAUACAAAACCAGGACUUGGUUGCUUGGAUCACAGUUGGGUUCCUUCAUAUUCCACAUUCUGAGGACCUUCCAAACACAGCCACUCCAGGCAAUGCUGUGGGAUUUUUUCUCAGGCCCUACAAUUAUUUUGACAUAGAUCCUUCGGUGAAUUCCCCAGAUGGAGUUUAUUUCAAGAGUGAACAGGACUAUGGGUCUUGUGAAGUGAACCAGCUUGCCUGCUUAUCUAAAACUGCAUCCUGUUCACCCAACAUUCCUCCUUUCACCUAUGAAGGCUUUAAAUAUCUGGUGAAUUUAUAAUGAAAGUUCUUACUUAUAUCUUAUAUAACUUAUAUCUUAUAUAACUUAACUUAUAUAACUUACAGGUCAAACUCGACAAAUUAGAAUAUCAUGCAAAGUUCAUUUAUUUCAGUAAUGCAACUUAAAAGGUGAAACUAAUAUAUGAGAUAGACUCAUUACAUGCAAAGUGAGAUAUUUCAAGCC
Bufo bufo (common toad) is the source of this 2587-nucleotide messenger RNA. Its product is annotated as membrane primary amine oxidase-like. Gene Ontology annotation, cellular component: plasma membrane. The record is from RefSeq and is a predicted model, not a curated record. The transcript is spliced from 4 exons. Gene Ontology annotation, biological process: amine metabolic process. Lineage: Eukaryota; Metazoa; Chordata; Amphibia; Anura; Bufonidae. Gene Ontology annotation, molecular function: primary methylamine oxidase activity; quinone binding; copper ion binding. Bases 113 to 2404 code for a protein of 763 amino acids.